GAUUGGCGAAUGGAAAAGAUCGGCUUUGCGAAAUGGCACACACGUUGUGAGUCAGGACUAAACGUUUUAUCUAUUCUCUGUUAACGGACAUCACGAAUUCUUUGAUUUUGAAUGUAUCUCGGUGCAACGAACUCGUCUGCCGGCGGCUGAAAUCUCUCUAGAAUACGGUUGUGUUCGUUUGUUAAUUCCACUGUGACAGACACGUGAAAUUUUUGUUGCUACGCGGUCGAGUCGACGAAGUAGCUGGAUCAGAUACGCGGUAAAAAUAAAUGUGCCCGAGAAAAAACGCAAAAGAACAAUCGCCGUAAUAAUCGCCGUGCAUUUUUCGGAUGUGAUCUGGCGUGGUGCACGUGCAUCGUCCAAUCGUUGCCGAAGGAACCGUUAGAAGUUUCCGUUGUGUGCGCAUUUGAACGAUCUAGUACACAUUUGUCAUCUACGUGCGGAGAACCACUCCCGAUUGCUGUUACGGUGUUUCCGUGAUACUCGUAACCAAGUGAAGAAAGAGUAUCAGUAUGGCUGUUAAUGUUUAUGCGACGAAUGUGACAACUGAAAACCUUAGUCGACAUGAUAUGUUGGCAUGGGUAAAUGACUGUCUGCAAUCAUCAUUUACCAAGAUUGAAGAAUUAUGUACAGGAGCUGUUUAUUGCCAAUUCAUGGAUAUGCUCUUCCCUGGAAGUGUGCCAUUGAAGAGGGUCAAGUUCAAGACUAACCUCGAACAUGAAUACAUACAGAAUUUCAAAAUUUUGCAGGGUGGUUUCAAAAAAAUGAAUGUAGACAAAAUUGUUCCAAUUGAUAAACUGGUGAAAGGCAGGUUCCAAGACAAUUUUGAAUUCUUACAAUGGUUCAAGAAAUUUUUUGAUGCAAACUACUCCAGAACAGAGCCAUACGAUGCACUUGCUAUGCGAGGAGGAGAAGCCAUGGGUAGUGGUGGAAAUAAUGCACCGCAUGGCACUAAUGCAAAACGCACUACACCACGUGAUGUAAAUUCGACUAAACCGGCUGCUCGUAUUGCUGUGAGAAAAAAAAAUUUCGCUUCAAAUGAGGGACCUUCGCCUCCUGCACCUGCAGAUAACACCAAGCCUAUUAAUAAAGCUCCGGCCCAUCGUCCCCAAGCGAAAACAGGAGUGGGAAAUCGUGGCGAUUCCGGGAAAGUUGAAGAACUUAGUGCACAGUUAAUGGAAUUAAAAAUGUCAUUGGAAGGACUAGAGAAGGAAAGAGAUUUCUAUUUCGGAAAGUUACGUGAUAUUGAAGUUAUGUGCCAAGAUUGUGAUAACGGAGAUCCUCCUCCAAUAGUACAGAAAAUCUUAGAAGUUCUUUAUGCAACAGAGGAAGGAUUUGCACCGCCAGAAGAAUUGGAGGGAGACGGUCUCGCGCCCGACGACGAAGAAGAAUAUUAACUUCACUCUUUUUGUAUAAUCAUUAUAAAAAAAAAGUAUGGCAGCAAAUUGUCCAAGUGCGUUUCAGUUUAUUAUAUAUUUGUGAGCCAGUAUCAGUACCCUUCGCAUAAUUGAUAAGCUACUUUGUAUAGCUGUUUCAGCAUUUUCGCCUCUUCAUUUUUUCGUUACGGACCGUUUUCACCGAAAGAGAAUUUCAUUAAAAGAUUCGCACGUAUAAUUAGGGUAGAGAAGUACAUUGAAUAAAUGCACUUGAAUAACUUGUACUUUACGGAUGUAAUAAUAAUUAAGGACGAGAGAAAAAGAAAAAAAAACACAGAAAACAGAAUUAGCAGUUCAUAUAUUGUCAUAGUUCUUUAUCGUAAUUAAACUAACGGUAGAGCUUUGAACAUCGACAUCGUCUUAUAAUACGAAACAAAAGAGAAAGCAAAAGAUAUUUUUGGAUACAGAUACUCGACGACUAUCUGAAUCCACUUUGUUAUACAGUAAUUUUACGUUAAUUAUGUUCAAUAAGUGUGAGUGUUUUUGUUUGUAAAUGCACUACUGUUUUUAUUGAUAAAUAGAUGAAGUCUCGUCGAUUUGUCUUUUUCGUACAUUGUUGUAGUUGUCCAAAAAGAAGAAAAAAAGAAAAAAGAACUGUAGAUUAUAUGAGCGCAUAAUCUAUAUAGCGUACACUGUUUCAAACCUGUUUCAUCCAUUUAUCUUGUGCAAAGCGUGUGGCACAAUCGAUUCUUUGUUAACGAUUGAAAUCGUUUAAUUUUCAUCGAUCAUAGAUGUGAAACUGACACUUGAAAUGCAUUGAAUUAAAUUUCCCAUAGUUUUACAUAGACCUUCCGGUUUCUUGCUUUCUUUUUCUAUUUUCUUACAAUAUCCGACUCAGCCGCAGAUCGUAGUUUAUACUUUCGUCGUAUAACUGUACAAUUCGUAGACGCGGUUGCGAUCUAAUGUUAAAAAAAAGAAGCAAAAAAAAAAAAAAAAAACGAAAAAAGAACCGAGCGAAAUAUAAAUCAAUAUGUAUAUCUCGAGGAAUACGAUUACGACUGAAAAAUUAUAACGACGAUAUUUUAAUUCACUUCUUGUUCUUUUUCACCUAAUUGAAAUUCUGGGGAUGCGAACGGUCGUUCGAUUUGGAAAUUGGAUUUCGGACGCCUGGUUUUGCAGAGAUGUUUAUUUCACGCGAGUACGACGACGAUCGCCUUCGCAGCCCCACGAUCCGUCUUUCAAAACGAGAAUGGCCUUAAAAAGCAGCGAUAAACUUGAGAUUACAGAGUGAAUAUUCGAACUGCUAGAGAGCAAAUGCAAAGUGUAUCUCCGAGCAGUACGACAUAAUUGAUAAACCAGUUACGUUGCAGGCACGAAGGAACGCUCAGCUUUUGAAAAGAGAGAUAAACAAUGAAACGAAUAAAAUGCAAAAAAAAAAAGAAAAGAAAAAAACAGCUGACGAGGGGAAUUUGUAAAAUUGUAUGGUCGGAAAUAGAGUGAGUGAGGAAUAAUGAAUGAAAGGAAGAAUCAAGCACGUCGAGGAAAAAUUAUGUGAAUAAUUUGUUACGUGCACGGUAUGGCUGGGUGAGAUACGUGUGUCCUUUUUCGAAGUCAUCGGAUUCAAAAUUCAUCGCACAGAAACGACGAAAUUGUGUAAAUUCGACGUAUUUUAUGUUUCUUUUGAACAGAGUUAAUCGGAUAUAAAAAUCUGAAGGUACGCGUCGAUUAUUGUUAUCAUCGUUCUGAUUAACAUAAUAAUCGUUAACUCGCGUUAACGACUAUCAAAAUGAAAAAAAGACGAGAGAUAUAUGACGCACUUUAACUUGCGCUACGUUCAUUGCUCUAUGUGUGCGUACACAACGAACUAUCGCGAGAAUGUGCUUCAAAAUUUUGAAAUUUUAAUGGUGAAGUAAUAAAUAUUAAAUAGGAUUCAACAUUGCAUGGUUUUUUUUUUUUUUGUUUAUUUUAAACUUUGAGCAUGACGACUGAAAUUUCCAAAUAUUAAGAUUUCAUGCUUUUUCUUGAGGCAAACGCCCUCCGUGAAAUGCCUUUCUAAAAAUAUUUUCACAUCACGCAUAUUGAGAACUUAUUUGGGUCAAUUCGCGAUGUUUCAAAUUCAACAUUGUCGUAAUUGUUGUUGUAAUAUAUAGAUCUAAGUGUUUUUAAUUUAUUGCAGUUAAUUAUGCUGCCUUUGUUACUAUUUCGAUUGAACGUUUGUCAACUUUUGUUUUUAUAAGUCUGAUUUGAGCAAUAACAAUGUGCAUACCAUAUGAAAUUCGAGAGUACCAGGAGUAUUUUAUAACGUGUAAAGAAAGUAUGAACAAAAUGACGAGAAACGAGUUCUUUUUCUUAAUUCACUCAUUGUGGAAAAAUAAAUCGAUGUGUAAUUUAUAUAUGUACAAAUUUUGCUAGCCGAACUGCAAUUGCAACGACUGUUUCAGUUAUGCUAAUAAAUAAAACGGAAAUACAUUAAUUAUUUUUCUCUCUUAGUUA
Molecule: messenger RNA, 3869 nt
Organism: Frieseomelitta varia
Lineage: Eukaryota; Metazoa; Arthropoda; Insecta; Hymenoptera; Apidae
Gene: Eb1
Product: microtubule-associated protein RP/EB family member 1
Exons: 7
Coding region: 513-1397 (294 amino acids)
Biological process (GO): spindle assembly; protein localization to microtubule plus-end; regulation of microtubule polymerization or depolymerization
Cellular component (GO): microtubule plus-end; microtubule organizing center; spindle midzone
Molecular function (GO): microtubule plus-end binding
Source: RefSeq, a predicted model, not a curated record